AUGAUACUCCACCCAUUUAUUCCAUGUACUGUAUCUUUAUCCGUCAAUGGUGUUUGUUGUAUACCUUUUAUUCUUUGCAAUACAAUUCUGAGUACGGUUAUUGGUUUCUAUGUGCAGUUAUUUUCAACAAUAAAAGAUAGUCAGUUUCAAGUUUGUGUAAGGGUGUUUGAGAGUAAUUCUGAAUUAUGUACCGAAGAUAAUUUAGUAGAAGAACAUAAGCUAAUGAGUAUGCCCCCUGCACCUAGAGGACUGCCUCAGAUUGAAAUUGUUUUUUCUGUUGAUGCUAGUGGUAUUUCUACUGUUUAUAGCAAGAUUAGACUAUUUGGUAAAUUACAACGGAUAACAGUCACAUCUUCUCUAAGUAUUUCUGAUAGAAAAACGGAUAUGAUAAUUAGAGAAGAGGAUCUACAUAUUAAAAAGGAUAAAGAGAUAUUUUCAGAUUCCUUUCUCCCUCGUCAAAUUGAUUGGUUCGCAGAAGGGGCAGUAUCACCAAUCAUGAAUCAGGGACUAUGUGGUUGUUGUUGGGCUACUUCCUGUAUAUCCGCAGUUGAAAGUUUAUAUUUCAUAUACACGGGCCGACUGAUAAGAUUAUCUGCACAACAGUUAGUUGAUUGUGCCGUGUUGGAUGGUUGUAAAGGAGCAAAUCCACAUUUUGCUUAUUGGUUUAUGAAAUUUCAUGGUGUGUGUGCAGAAAAGGAUUACCCAUAUACAUCCAAGGUACAAGCCUGUGAUAUUAGUCAGGGAAAAUUUCUUGUUUGGUUCUAA
Molecule: messenger RNA, 765 nt
Organism: Papaver somniferum (opium poppy)
Lineage: Eukaryota; Viridiplantae; Streptophyta; Magnoliopsida; Ranunculales; Papaveraceae
Product: heat shock 70 kDa protein 10, mitochondrial-like
Exons: 1
Coding region: 1-765 (254 amino acids)
Cellular component (GO): lysosome
Molecular function (GO): ATP-dependent protein folding chaperone; ATP binding; cysteine-type endopeptidase activity
Source: RefSeq, a predicted model, not a curated record